AUGGCCCGCCUCGACGUUGAGACUGACGAGCAGCGCCGCGAGCGGCUCGCCAACCUCUUCUCCACCCUCUCCACCCCCCCUACCUCCACUGGAGAGGAGCAGUUCCCCCUUCCCCCAAGUAGGCCAUUCGCGAUGCCCGAGAGCGAUGCCCUCGCCCGCGCCCGCGCCUUCCUCCCCCUCUUGGCAGCCAGCAACGCCGAUCUCGUGGCCCGCAAGGACAAGGGGGAGGACGUGGCGAUUGACGCAGUGUUGGGGCAAGCUGUGGACGGGCCUGACGGACCACAAGAUGAGGAUGCCCGGAGGGAGGAGGGAGAGGAAGGAGAAGAGAGCAAGACGCAUGUCGAGAUGGACGUCGGGGUCGGCGUGUUCGAUGUCAACGGGGAGGUUAAGGGUGAUUUGGGCCCUGUCGUGGAGCGCGAUGCUGGUGUUUGGGCGGCGGGGAAAGGGGAUGGCAAAGGGAACAGUAGUGAUUGA
Molecule: messenger RNA, 474 nt
Organism: Cutaneotrichosporon cavernicola
Lineage: Eukaryota; Fungi; Basidiomycota; Tremellomycetes; Trichosporonales; Trichosporonaceae
Exons: 3
Coding region: 1-474 (157 amino acids)
Biological process (GO): box C/D snoRNP assembly
Source: RefSeq, a predicted model, not a curated record